This is a messenger RNA of Pelmatolapia mariae (spotted tilapia), 1377 nucleotides long. Its product is annotated as bone morphogenetic protein 10-like. Bases 1 to 1377 code for a protein of 458 amino acids. Gene Ontology annotation, cellular component: extracellular region. Gene Ontology annotation, biological process: BMP signaling pathway. Gene Ontology annotation, molecular function: growth factor activity; cytokine activity. Lineage: Eukaryota; Metazoa; Chordata; Actinopteri; Cichliformes; Cichlidae. The record is from RefSeq and is a predicted model, not a curated record. The transcript has 2 exons.
AUGAUCACUUCACUUUUCUCCAACCUUGGGUUUAUCUACUUGCUUCUGGUGAUCAUUCAUCUGAGCUUGAGCAGUCCUAUCAACCCCGCUGAGAACCAUCACAGGGCAUCACUUGGUAGUGUUGUGGUUGAUAAUCCACUGGUUGAUGCACAGGACUUUCUAAGCCAGUUUCUGUCUACGCUGAACCUCACAAAGCUGAGGCCCCAGACCCGGCAAAUUGCUGCUCACAAAGAGCCGCCAGAGUACAUGCUUGAGCUGUACAACCGAUUUGCUAAUGACCGGACUGCUGUGCCAUCAGCCAACAUUGUGCGCAGCUUCAAUAAUGAAGAUUCAUCCCCCUACGGUAUAACACCCAGGGGUAUAAGGAUAUAUCCCUUGCUGUUUAAUAUCUCUUUGCCUCACCACGAACGAAUAACAUUAGCUGAACUUCGACUUUUCACUUUGGUCUGGAAGGCCCAAAGACCAUCUGCUGGCUUUGAUUGCAAGGUGACAAUCUACAAAAUACAUGAGGGAGUUGUUUGGACUAAAGAGGUGGGGAAAGAAGGAAGAAGGAGGGAUAAAGAGGAGGUGUUGGAGAUGAAGGAUCUGGAGGAACUGGUGACAAAGCAUAUCCGUGCAAAAGAUAAUAGCUGGGUGUCAUUUGAACUGACGCAUGUGGUUACACUCUGGCGGAAGUCAGGGUGUGCAACUCACAGACUCGAGGUUCAUCUUGCAUGUAUGGGGUCAGAGGAUGAAGGGGCCACACAAGAGGCCACAGAGGAGGCAGAAACUUUGGUGGACAUUGACAGGAGCUUGGACGGGAAACACAAUACAAUAAUGAUUGUGUUCUCAGAUGAUCAGAGCAGAGACCGCAAACAGGACAAACAAGAGCUCAUCCAAAUGAUUAACCACGAGAAUGACCUUCCUGAGAACAUGGGCAGGGGCCAAGAACCCUUCUGGGAGCAUGUUAAUCACAAAAACGGCCAUGCUAAACAGGACGAGCUAAACCAACAGUCUCUCAUGCAACCGCAGUCCAACCUUAUCUAUGACGCACCUCCUCGAAUCCGUCGCAAUGUUAAGAGCGAGUCAUGCAAAAGAACACCUCUCUUUGUGGAUUUUAAAGACAUUGGCUGGGAUUCAUGGAUCAUCCAACCUCUGGGCUACGAAGCGUACAAGUGCAAUGGCGUAUGCAACCCGCCUAUGACUUCUGAGGUCUCCCCCACCAAACAUGCCAUAGUGCAGACGCUGCUGAGUAUAAAGAAUCCAGAUAGAGCAGCGCGUGCCUGCUGUGUACCCACAAAGUUGGAGCCAAUCUCACUACUUUAUCACGAUAAUGGAGCGAUUACUUUCAACCACAAGUAUGAGGGAAUGGUGGUGGCAGAGUGUGGCUGCAGAUAG